UUUGGCAGAAGCUGGUGCUGCCGAUGCCAGGAUUUGGGUGCCGAACCACAGUUUCCUGUUUUCAAACGCAUUCCUUGAUCUGCAAAGGACAUCUUUUGGAGACAAGAAUUCAGACAGACUGGCACAGCCUGGACCUCCGCCAAGUCUGCUCGGAAGGAUGCCAUACUGGGAGCAAAGGAGUGAGAGAGAGAGAAAGAGGGAGAGAGAGAGAGGCAGAGGGAGAGCUGAGGAAAGAAAAAAAGGCAAGACUUGGCACAGCUCAGUCGAAUCAGCUUCUUUUGUCUGCUUUCUCGGCUUGCGCUUCAGGAAAGAAAACCGUCCCGGGGUACGGGAAAACUCAGAACUUUCUGGUUUUCAAACUUAGAAGGCUUUUUAAGUCUCUUGGGCUGUUUGAAAGUGUUGGCACAUACAAUGACGUUUAGUCACCAGUAUUAAGGGAAAUAAAAGCCUUUUUCAUAAAGAAGCUUCCACAGUGUCCAUGCAUUUGGGAAAUAUUAUAUUUGAUUUUUUUGCAUAUAUGAUUAUACCAUGAGAGACAGGAUUCACAUAGAAGAUGGCAAGGGACAUGUCUCACUAGAGAGAAUUUUAAUUUUCUACAAAAUAAAGUUUGCUCAUCAAUACAAAUCUGCUUUCUAAUCCAAUCAGACAUCCUUCGGAAUGUAUUCAGAACGUAAGUUUUCAUACUUUAUUUUACUUAUUUUUCCCAUUUGCAGAUACUGACUUUUUAAGGAGACGUUCUAGAAUUUCAUGCAGCCCAGCCAGAAAGUCAGAGUAUAAAAGUUGUUCCUUCCAUGUGUUUUAAGAAAACGUUCUCUUAAAGCCACAGCCUUUAUUUCCGUUGCUUCAUGCUGUCCUAAACUACAUCCCCCCGCAAUUAGUGACAAUACGGAAGACCAGGAAGCAAGCCGAAGACAUCAGACUUCGCUUGAAGGGCAAACGAGAACACCAAACACCAUGUCAAUGGCAACAGAACAGUUGAACCUUUCCCAGAGGGAACACAGAUGGCUGUAUUUGGAAUGGGCUGCUUUUGGGGAGCUGAGAGGAAAUUCUGGCUCCUGAAAGGAGUGUAUUCCACCCAAGUGGGCUUUGCAGGAGGCUAUACAUGCAACCCUACCUAUAAAGAAGUCUGCUCAGAAAAAACUGGCCACGCAGAAGUCGUCCGCGUUGUGUACCAGCCAGAGCACAUCAGCUUUGAGGAACUGCUCAAGGUCUUCUGGGAGAAUCACGACCCGACCCAAGGAAUGCGCCAAGGAAAUGACUAUGGCACCCAGUACCGCUCAGCUGUGUACCCUACCUCUGUGGCCCAGAUGGAAGCAGCCCUGAGGUCCAAAGAGGACUACCAGAAGGUUCUUUCAAAGCACGGUUUUGGUCCCAUCACCACUGACAUCCGGGAGGGACAGACAUUCUACUAUGCAGAAGAUCACCACCAGCAGUACCUGAGCAAGAACCCUGACGGCUACUGCGGCCUUGGGGGCACUGGGGUUUCCUGUCCAAUGGGAAUUAGAAAAUAAUUUCUCCCCACAUGGUGAGCACUAGAAGUUCCAGCAAAACCACUGUCACCAAAUGGGGCACUGCUUCUGUGAUUCACACCCAUGGCUUUUGACAUUGCAUAUAGCACAGGACCUUUAUAAAAACCAGGCUUAUAUUGAGGGUUAAUUUACAGGAAGUAUAUGGCAAGUUGCUAAAAUGAAUUUGUCUUCUAAUCAGCCGAGAUGGGAAUGGAGCAUGAAAUUUUUUGAAUCAUCUGGGACCUAAAUGGAGAUAAUGAACACCUGUGUCCUCCUGCUCGUGCUGUGGAGGGAGGCUAAAGGCCGAUGCAGGAAGAUGGCUGGGCACAGCGCAGGGUUGCUGGGACUCCUUGAUCUGUGUUCUGCUUCCCCUCACAUGCUCUCCUCCCACCAGUGCCUUACAAGUCCUCUUUGUGCAGAGAAAAGAUAUGAGUUACCUUAAUGCAUUCUAGCCUCUUGCUUACAGCAAUAAGAUAGCUUGUUCUAAUAAAAAUCUACAGUUCAAUAAUACAAA
Molecule: messenger RNA, 2022 nt
Organism: Jaculus jaculus (lesser Egyptian jerboa)
Lineage: Eukaryota; Metazoa; Chordata; Mammalia; Rodentia; Dipodidae
Gene: Msra
Product: methionine sulfoxide reductase A
Exons: 6
Coding region: 1002-1511 (169 amino acids)
Biological process (GO): cellular response to oxidative stress
Cellular component (GO): cytoplasm
Molecular function (GO): peptide-methionine (S)-S-oxide reductase activity
Source: RefSeq, a predicted model, not a curated record